Heterotrigona itama is the source of this 4062-nucleotide messenger RNA. The record is from the annotation of a GenBank genome assembly. Lineage: Eukaryota; Metazoa; Arthropoda; Insecta; Hymenoptera; Apidae.
UCACCGUGCCAAACCGUGUAUCACCAGUGUGUGCAUCACGCCCACGUUUUUUAUUUACUUGCUGAUUGAAUUCAGCCAUGAGGUUUGGCAUCUGACCGAUCACCGUCUACACUCCGACCGAUUCGAUCGGCCUAGCUUCCAAGUUUCGAGCAUAUAUUUUCGGAGGAGGACCAUGAAUUCGAACACUCCCAGGCACGAGCUGUACAAUUCGAGACCGUGGAUGCAGCCGGGUGGAGGUGGCGCGGCCCACGCAGGUGGGACAGGUGACGACGAGGCUCCGAAAGAUCCCGGUGUUCGGAUCACUCAUCAAUCUUACACCGAAAAAGACUACGAAGGUCACAGAGCGCACACGGUGUAUGUGGGCGUGCAUCUGCCAGGCGAAAGGAGACACCGUCGUCAUCACAAGCACCAUCAUUCCCAACGUCAAACGUACAGUGCCGAUAAGGAGAAUGUCGACAACGAUAGGCCCAUUACACCGCCAGCCCAGAGGGUGCAGUUCAUCCUGGGCGAGGAAGUCGGGGACGAUGCACACGAGUCGCAUCCUCUCUUCUCCGAAAUGGAGGAGCUCGUCAGGGAUGGCGACGAGAUGGAGUGGAAGGAAACGGCCAGGUGGAUCAAGUUCGAGGAAGACGUGGAAGAGGGUGGAAAUAGGUGGAGCAAACCUCACGUAGCGACCCUCUCGUUACACGCUCUGUUCGAGCUGAGGAGCCUGCUGCUAAAUGGAACUGUGAUGUUGGACAUGGAGGCAGCCAGUUUGGAGCAAAUCACCGAUCUGGUUCUCGACAACAUGAUCAACAAGGGCUCCCUGCCGAUCGAAGCGAGGGAGAAGGUGAGGGAAGCUCUUCUGGUGAGGCACCGGCAUCAACACGAGAGACGCAAAGACAACAACAUGUCCAGGCUACCUAUCAUCAGAUCGUUGGCCGAGAUAGGUCGAAAUCAUUCCUCUUCGAAGAAUUUCAACUGUACAUGUGGUUUGCAUGCGUUGUUGACGUCAGAUUUACAGGAGCGUCGCGACGCUAGGGACGCCUACGCGCCCUCCGUCGCUCGCAGCAGCAGUUGCCCAAAUUCGAACACUGCUCUGCUCUCGAAAGAGGCGAAAGAUCUGAAAGGACCGUACCUUCUAGUUCCAGGCCAAGAACCAGGCAGCAACGGGAUGGACCGGAGUCCAAGCAGCGUGUCAAUUAGUCGAAAUCACAGUUCGUCCGCCUUGGAGAAUGGGGACGCGAAUCACAAGGGUAAUACUCAUUUCAUGCGGAAAAUACCAGCUGGGGCCGAGGCGAGCAACAUUCUCGUAGGGGAAGUGGAUUUUUUAGAUAAAACCCUGUCAGCGUUCAUUCGAUUAAGCCAAGCGGGAAUAAUGGGCGACUUGACGGAAGUUCCUGUGCCAACAAGAUUUAUAUUCGUCCUGCUCGGACCUACGGGUGGAAUCACCGGUUUUCACGAGAUCGGUCGCGCUAUGGCGACCUUGAUGUCCGACGAAGUCUUCCACGACGUGGCUUACAAAGCUAAGAACAGAAACCAUCUGCUUGCCGGAAUCGACGAGUUCUUGGACGCGGUUACGGUUUUACCGCCAGGGGAAUGGGAUCCUGCGAUCAGAAUAGAACCGCCUGCCGCCAUUCCUUCGCAGGAUGUAAGGAAGCGACCAAAAGAGGAAAAACCAAAGGAAGAGCUAGACGAGGAAGCGGACGAGCAAAAGUUGAGAGAGGAAUCCGGUCUCUCGCGAAGUGGCAGGCUUUUCGGCGGUUUGAUCAACGACGUAAAAAGAAAAGUGCCGUUCUACUUCUCCGACUUCAAGGACGCGUUGGCUCUACAAUGCGUAGCCUCUUUUAUCUUCCUGUACUUCGCCUGCCUCUCGCCUAUAAUUACGUUCGGUGGUUUACUCGGCGAAGCAACGGGCAAAAAUAUGGCCGCGAUGGAGUCGCUGGUUUCCGGUUUCGUUUGCGGUAUCGGCUACGGAUUUUUCUCUGGACAACCCCUCACCAUUCUCGGCUCCACCGGCCCAGUUCUAGUCUUCGAGACGAUAGUCUAUGAAUUUUGCAAAAAAUCGGAUUGGAACUACAUGUCGUUUCGCUUCUGGAUCGGCUCGUGGAUAACCCUGAUUCUUCUAAUUCUCGUGGCGAUCGACGCCAGUGCUUUCGUGUGCUACAUCACGCGAUUCACCGAGGAAAACUUCGCCACCCUGAUCGCGUUUAUCUUCAUCUACAAGGCCAUCGAAAAUGUAUUGUCCAUCGGCAAGAAGUACCCUUUGAACACUCACGCGAACGAGCCGUUCAACUACGAAUGCUGGUGUAAACCGCCGAAUGGCAGCCUACCGUCUAGCUACGACAACGUUAAUUGGACGGCGCUCGAUCAAAAAACAUGCCAGAGUUACAACGGCACGUUGAUGGGCGACGGUUGCAACCUACCGCAUUACAUACCCGAUGUGUUCCUCAUGUCAAUUAUACUAUUCAUGGGCACAUUCUUGUUAUCCAUCGAGCUCAAAGAUUUCAAGAACGCUCUCUUCUUUCCGUCGAAGGUCAGACAGGUGGUGAGUGAUUUCGCGGUGAUCAUCGCGAUAUUUUCGAUGAGCACGCUCGAUCAUAUCGUGAAUAUUCCGACGCCGAAGCUCGAGGUACCGGGGGAAUUCAAGCCGACGUUGGCCGGUCGGGGAUGGAUCAUCUGGCCUUUUCAAAGUAACCCAUGGUGGAGCGCCAUCGUCGCGUGUCUGCCAGCUCUUCUAGGCACUAUACUGAUUUUUAUGGAUCAGCAAAUUACAGCGGUGAUAAAAGGAUGCGGCUAUCAUUUGGAUCUGUUCAUUCUCGCGAUCCUCAUCGAAAUUUGCUCGGUGAUGGGAUUGCCUUGGUUCGUCGCGGCAACCGUGCUCUCGAUCAAUCAUGUGAACUCGUUGAAGUUGGAAUCGGAGUGCGCCGCGCCAGGUGAAAAGCCACAGUUCCUCGGUGUCCGCGAGCAACGAGUCACGCAUAUCUUGAUCUUUUUGAUGAUCGGCUGCUCGGUUCUGCUCACGCCGAUGUUGAGACACAUACCGAUGCCAGUAUUAUUUGGUGUUUUCCUUUACAUGGGAGUUGCCUCGCUGAAGGGACUGCAAUUUUUCGACAGGAUUUUGAUCAUGCUGAUGCCGGUGAAAUAUCAACCCGAUUAUAUGUUCCUUCGACAGGUACCGUUGAAGCGAGUUCAUGUGUUUACAACGAUACAAUUGACUUGUUUGGCUUGCUUGUGGAUCAUCAAAUCCUUCAGCACCACGUCCAUUCUGUUCCCUUUGAUGUUGGUGGUGAUGAUCGGUAUACGCAAGUCGUUAGACUUGAUGUUCACUCAACGCGAGUUGAAGAUCCUGGACGACGUAAUGCCGGAACCGAGCAAGAAACACGCCGACGAUCUUCGACAAUUGGAGAGCGGCGAGGAACAGAACGAGUCCAUGGGAUACGGACCGUCGGGAAAUAUACAGAUCUCGUUAGCGAAUGGCAACAUCAUGAAGAUCCCGAUGGCGAGCAUCAAUAUCAGCGAGGAGGUGAACAAAACCGGGAUUUGGCAGCAGGUGAACGAAGGGAACGAGAAAACGAAACAAGUGAAACUGAUCAACGCGGGAAAGCAAAAGAAGCAUUCGAAGAAAGAGAACUCGUUGAUGGCCGACGAGACUACGAGGCUGACUACAAUGACCGAGGAGGACGAAGACGACAGUGGGAUCUCUAUCAAGGUGACAAACGUAAAUGACUCUAAAUUCUAACCACCAACCACGAUCACCAAAUUGAUAAAUCACAUGGCAAGUCACACAGCAAGAGCACCAAUACACCGGCAUGCAACAUACCCUCUGUACGCUACUGUGAGUAAGAGUAUAAAAGGGGGCUGCACGGAACCCUCGGAGCCGUCUUAGAUAGAUCUCUCCUUAGGAACGACCGCGGCUCUGUUAGAGAAGAAGACCCACUCUCUCACAUUUAUUCUCGAUUGUAUCCGACGCAUAUUUAAGUUGCAGCAUGCAGUAUACUACGCCAAUAAGUAUUCAAAUACAAGCAACAGAAAAGAUUUCAGUGGAUUUGAUCUUUCUAUAUUGUGUAUAUAUAUAUAUAU